ACCCUCCUGCUUUCCUCUAUAUUUUCCUUGAAUUGUUGCCAACAUUCCUCUCGCUCUCCGCUACAUACUUUCUAACAAUGCCAGGAUCACCAGCCAUUGGCGCGUACCCCAGCGUACACCCACAACAACGUGCAUUUAACCCGUACACUCAGAAUGGCGGAACCAUACUCGCCAUUGCGGGUGCCGAUUUUACUGUGAUCGCAUCGGAUACACGACAGACAGAAGGAUUCAGCAUUCAAACUCGUUAUGCGCCUAAAGCCUUCCAACUGACGGACCGCGCUGUGCUAGCAGUCAAUGGUUUCGCAGCAGACGGCAAUAUGUUCGUGAAGCAGGUGAAACAGCGACUCGAGUGGUAUCGUCAUGCGCAUGCAAAGGAUAUGCCCCUACGUGCCAUCGCACGAUUGAUUCAGACCAUGCUUUACGGCCGGCGAUUCUUUCCCUACUACGUCUAUAACAUCCUCGGUGGGAUAGAAGAAGACGGCACGGGCGCCGUCUACUCAUUCGAUCCUGUAGGGUCAUAUGAGCGUGAAGCAUGUCGCGCUGCAGGUGCUGCUCAAUCCCUCGUCCAACCUUUCCUCGACAAUCAGAUCUACUUCAAGAACCAAACCCCCGCGCAGGGCUUGUCUCACCCCACCCAUCUGCCGCUACCUGACGUUCUUGACAUCGUCAUCGACUCUUUCACCAGCGCGACGGAGCGCCACAUUGAGGUCGGCGAUGGCCUCGAGAUGUUCAUCGUUCUCGCUAAGGGACGUUCCCUCCAGGGCCUCGAGGGUGCCCGGAAUGUGCAGGAGGUCAGCUCUCGUGCUGGUGGCGAGCGCGUCUUCAUUCUCCGGAAAGAACUCAAGAAGGAUUAAACAAAGAUUCCGUUGUCGUUGCUGCCGUCGUCGUGUUCACUGUCUUACUACUGUACAAUCUUGCUCUCCACCAUCUCAUGUUUGUGUUGUUGACUGGCCACGGACCGCCGCCUCAUCAUCAUACUUCCUUGUUAAUAGAUGCUGCUGCUGCCGGUUCGGUUCCUUCUCGAGCUCAUCGUGGUCGCUACUGGUCUCGGACAACCUGUCAC
This is a messenger RNA of Stereum hirsutum FP-91666 SS1, 1063 nucleotides long. Its product is annotated as proteasome subunit. The record is from RefSeq and is a predicted model, not a curated record. The coding region runs from base 78 to 854 and encodes 258 amino acids. Lineage: Eukaryota; Fungi; Basidiomycota; Agaricomycetes; Russulales; Stereaceae. Gene Ontology annotation, cellular component: proteasome core complex. The transcript has 6 exons.